Atta colombica is the source of this 2208-nucleotide messenger RNA. RefSeq names its product FAST kinase domain-containing protein 5, mitochondrial. Lineage: Eukaryota; Metazoa; Arthropoda; Insecta; Hymenoptera; Formicidae. The record is from RefSeq and is a predicted model, not a curated record. Bases 177 to 2171 code for a protein of 664 amino acids. The transcript is spliced from 7 exons.
AGAAGGACUACAUAAUGUACUACAUAAUUUUAACCUCCAACAACCGGUGAAAAGAAUAAAAGCAAGGGAAAGAUCUACCUCCGGAAAUUUGUACGAAUAUCUUAAAUUUUAAUGUUAAUGAAAUCAUCCAUAGUGAAAGUCUUCAACGAAUAACAUUCUUUUACUCGUCUUUCACGAUGAGUGUGCUCAUGCAACGGUUAGGUCGUCUGCGGAACGUGUACUCGGUGUUAUUGAGAGGCUCUGACAAUGGCAACUUCGUGCACGAUGUUUUACCAAAGUAUAAGUAUAGCAUUCCGAGCGUGGCAUGUAUCGAUUCGGGAAAAACCUUAGAAGUACAUGCUAACACUCCUGUCAUCGACAACGAGAAUAACAGCAAUCCAGAAAGGGUACAAGAAAAUGCGUACGCUCGCAAUCUUUUCCUGAACUCAUGGAAGUAUGAAAAGAUCGUGAUGCAACCGAUCACAACGUAUGCUCAUGUCACAAAUAAGGAAGCAUUGAAGAUCCUGGAACAAGAUUGGAAUUUGAUGACAAACGCUGAAACAGUAUCCGCCAUCAAGAAACUGUCCUAUAACUUUUCUUACAAUAAUGAGGAGAAGAUCGAGUCAUUUCAAUAUAUGAAAGCUUUCAGCAGAUUAAAAAUGGAACAGUUGACCAACGACGAACUGAUGACUAUAAUGCGGCAUCUGGUACUGUUCAACAAGCAUAUGAAACACUGCAACUUCUACUCCAAUCUCUGUACGUUAAUAGACAGAGAAUGUAUGAAGCGUUUCUUGAAGUUACCAAUAGAGCAGACAUUAUAUCUUUGUGACAUAAUAUAUCAGAUGACAUGUAAGAUUAAUCAUUAUUUUUCUCAAUACAUGUGGUAUUCCAUUAGGAAUAUAGGCAACAAACCUCAGAAACUUAGUCCUCAGCAACUGGUUCAAAUUCUGUUUUUUCUUAACAUACAUCGGAAGCCAUCUAUAAAUAUGUACGAGUUGGAAUAUCAUUUGGAACAGUGCAAGGAUGAAUUAUCGAUCAACGAGCUAGGUAUAGCAGCAUUGGGUUUUUUUAAGACUAGCACGAAAAUUAAAAACACAGAUUUUCUGAAUUAUAUCCUCCAAAGAUCUGCAGCUGAAAUAAAUGAAAUACAUAGUGUGAGCAUCGCAAGCAUUAUAAAAUUAGUACGAUAUAGCACGAAUCUUACAGAGUUGAAAUCGCUUUUAGAUUUAUUGAAAGUUUUGACGCCAUAUGAGCCACGUUACACGUUGUCAUCUUUAACGCAUAUCGCGCAAGCAUGUGGAAGAACUGCUGUGUACAACAAAGAGCUCAUGGACAGAAUAAUCACAAGAUUAAAUAAAGAAUUAAAGACUGCGAGGUUGAAGGAUUUCGAAAGACUCCUUUAUACUUUUGUUGUUCUUGAUAUCAAUUCAAACAAUAGUAUCUACCAGAACGUGAUCGAGGAAUUAAGGACUACAUGGAAUACUACUCGAGCAUUCGAGAUACAGAAGUUUCCACAUGUAGCUUCACGUAUUCUAGGAUAUUUGACAAUAAAAAGUAUAUUUCCCAUGGAUCUAAUCAGAUAUGUCAUGGCACCUGAAUUUGUGACUAAAACAUGCCAUGGGAAUUACCAUUUUCUUUCGCGCGAAUACCUCGUACUUGAUUACAGCCUUCGAAUAGAAGUACCCGAAUACGAUGGUCCAUUUCUGAAACCUACUUUAAAAAGUUUUUUAGAAAAGAAAUAUUACAACUUAAGUCUAAAGACUAAUUUAAGCUCGACUAGGGCGAAUAUGCUUUUCUCGGACGUGUUGGCAACGUGUCAGGAGUUGUUCAACAAUACGACGGAUAUAUCGAUAAUUCGUCCGUUACCAUAUUUUAUAUCACAGGACAUUAUUUUAUGUUUAAACGAGCAAAAUCAGCUUAUGCCAUCAGAGAAAUACUUAUCGCAAUUUGAAGAAAUUGAUAUUAAACGAGUGAAAAAUUUAAAUAAUGUCAGAUGGAUUGCUCUCGUCAUAGGACAUCCUGGAUUAUUAAUAAGGAAUUGUCGAAAUAGACCUACUGGAGCGUUAGCUACAAAAAUGAGACAGUUGUCUAUAAUUGGCUACAAGCCAAUUAUGGUAUCAUAUAUGACUUGGGACACACUUCAAUCGCCGCGGACAAAAUAUGAAUACAUCAAAAAUCUUAUUAUUUCAUAAGAUUUUUGAUGUAUUCAUAUAAUAUAUAAUGUCUCAG